AUGGAGUUUCCGUUUGAUAUUAAUCACUUGUUCUCUGAGAGGAUCUCGGUUUUGGACCAGAGUCUUGUUGCAAGCUGGAGAUCAACCGGAAGCCCAGACCUCCAGGCUCACAUUGCCACAGUAAUUGAUGAACUUGGAAGAGCCUCAGCCAAGGCUCAACAACUCUCAGCAUCCAUAACAAGCGUCUCCAAACUGCAGUCCCAGGACCACCAGCUGUACCUGCUGAAGGACAGAGAGAGCUGCGGAGGUCGUGGUGUGGCUGUGGGAUUUUUGAAAGUAGGGUACAAGAAGUUGUUUCUGCUCAAUCAACAAGGUGUGCACAUAGAGGCAGAGCCACUGUGUGUUUUGGAUUUCUACGUUGCAGAAAAUUUGCAGCGACAUGGCUAUGGGCUGGAGCUGUUUAAUUUCAUGCUGCAGCACAAGAAUGUAGAGCCAGUACAGAUGGCGUAUGACAGGCCCUCACCCAAACUCCUGGCUUUCCUGGCCAAACAUUACAGCUUAAUGCAAGGCGUUCCUCAGGUUAAUAACUUUGUUGUGUUUGAGGGCUUCUUUCUCAACAGAACAGCCAACCAGCUGAGAAAGGCUCCCUACAAAAAGCCAGACGGAGAGAUUAAGCCUUACUCUUUGAUGGAGAGAGACGUGGUGCAUCAAGAACAUGGAACUCUUCCUUGGCCCUUUGCUCAUCCUCAGUCCCCUCAGCGGUUAGCAUCGUCACAACGCUCCUACUCUGUCAGCGUGGAAUCCUCCCCCAGCAGGGUGCUGCCUCCAUCCUCCUCCCCCAGCAGAAUGUUACCUCCAUCCUCCUCCCCUGAGAACAGCAGGGACCAGAGUGUACAGCUGCCCCACAUAGAGCGCUGCAGGACGAGACGCAGCAACCAACAGGGUUUAGCUGCCAGAUCAAAUCUGUACAGCAGACACAUGGACAGCUGGACGUUUGGACUGCUGGACAGACACUUGUCAGGUUAA
Messenger RNA from Nematolebias whitei (Rio pearlfish), 966 nucleotides. RefSeq names its product alpha tubulin acetyltransferase 1 (gene atat1). The record is from RefSeq and is a predicted model, not a curated record. Gene Ontology annotation, biological process: alpha-tubulin acetylation. Lineage: Eukaryota; Metazoa; Chordata; Actinopteri; Cyprinodontiformes; Rivulidae. Gene Ontology annotation, molecular function: tubulin N-acetyltransferase activity. The transcript has 11 exons. Gene Ontology annotation, cellular component: microtubule. The coding region runs from base 1 to 966 and encodes 321 amino acids.